Molecule: messenger RNA, 3249 nt
Organism: Mugil cephalus (flathead mullet)
Lineage: Eukaryota; Metazoa; Chordata; Actinopteri; Mugiliformes; Mugilidae
Gene: tdrkh
Product: tudor and KH domain containing
Exons: 15
Coding region: 94-2616 (840 amino acids)
Biological process (GO): spermatogenesis
Molecular function (GO): RNA binding
Source: RefSeq, a predicted model, not a curated record
GUUGGCUUACCUCCACGGCAUUCUGUCUCAGUCUUUCAGUUGUUGUGUUGGCAUCUAAAAGCCUUGGAAAGAAUUGGAUGCGUUCAGUGGUUAAUGGAAUGGCUGGAGGUCGCCCAACUAAAGUGGAGCAUCCCACUGGGUGCACAGCGUGUCAUGGAUGCAGUGAAGGAGGGCCAUAAGAGCAGCCUCAGCUCAGGCAAAAUGGUGGCUCUGGCUGCGGGGCUGUCUGUUGGGGCCACAGUGGGCUACUUCGUCUACCGCCACAUCAGCAGCACCAAUAACAGCCAGCCACCCAACACUGAGGUGUCAAAGAUGACUCUUCCUGUAGAAGUCUACAGGAACAUAUCCAGAUACCAGGCCAAGUUCUUGGACAUGGUGACCCAGAAGACUGGAGCUCAUGUGAGGGUUUUGUCAGAUUCAGGGGAGCCUGGAUGUAAGACGGCCGUGUGCUUCCUGCUGCAGGGGUCUAAGGAGCAGGUGUUGUUGGCCCGCUGUGUUCUGGAGAACUUAGUCACAGACUGUGAACCAGUGUCGGAGGUUUUGGAGGUUCCUCAGACUUCCUUUGGACGUAUAAUAGGUCGUGGUGGAGAGAGUGUGAAACUAAUCACCAGGACCACAGGGGCUAAAGUAGUCUGCUCUAAAGAGAAGACGCACGGUCCAGGUGCGAAGGGCAGCGUGACCAUCACAGGGACCAGACAGGAGGUGACCCAGGCCAAGGACAUGAUUCUAGAAAAAGUCAAAGAGGACAUGAUGGUGAGGGCGAAGAUUUCCCAGUCAUCUGCCCUGCGCCAGAAACGGGGCCACACUGUUCUGAAUCAGAAGCCAGACAUCACGGAGACUGACCCACCACUAGGACUGAACAACAACGGCCCCCUCACCCCGACAGAGAAGAAUGGACCUGUCCAGGCCAACGGGACCACAGGAGAAGCAGAAAACAUUUUUGGCAAGAUGGAGGAGCUGAAAACAAAUAACUCAGACAGCAAGGAGGAGGAGGAGGAGGACACUGUCUCUACUGACUCACUCUCAGAAGUUUCCAAAUUUGAAAUUCCCAGCCCCGACCUGAGUUUCCAGCCUGAUGAACACCUAGAAGUUUAUGUUUCUGCAUCAGAAAACCCAAACCACUUCUGGAUCCAGAUCCUGGGCGUACGCUCCCUCCAGCUGGACAAACUGACAGAGGAGAUGAACCGCUUCUACAACAGUGGCAACCCCACAGAGCAGCGGGUGGAGACCAUCGUGGUGGGAGACAUUGUGGCAGCUCCAUACCGAGACCACGGCUCAUGGAAUAGGGCCAGGGUGAUGGGAUUCCUGGCUUCUGGACUGGUGGACCUUUACUAUGUUGAUUUUGGAGACAACGGGGAGCUGCCCAGAGACAGCCUCCGCCACAUGAGGAGUGACUUCCUCAGCUUGCCAUUCCAAGCUAUUGAGUGCAACUUAGCAGGAGUGAGGCCAAAAGGAGAGGUGUGGACUGAGGAGGCUCUGGAUGACUUUGAGCGGCUCACGUUUUGUGCCUCUUGGAGACCUCUGCAGGCCAAACUCUGCAGCUACUCUCAUUCCGAGAUCUCCUCCUGGCCUAGCGUCAAGCUCUAUGACAACAGUGAGGGCAAGACUGUGGACAUCUGCGAGGAGCUCAUCCGGCUGGGCCAUGCUGUCAGCUUCCAGGAAGUGUUGAAUGGCAGGACUGAGGGUGAAAAUCUGGGCUGUUUACAGAAGAUGUUGGAUGACGUAAUAGGAGCAUCAUCAGAGCUGAGCCUCUCCUGUAUCAGUUUGUCAGUGGAGCAGAACGACAGUCCCUCUGCAUUCACAGCUCACAGCUUGGCCCUCUCCAGCCCCGCCAAGCCGAAUCGCACUGUUGAGUCAUCGCCCAAGCUAACCCAUGCCAUCAGCCUCACUAGUUCUCAAGUCUCUGUGCCAAUGCUUGAAAGCUCACAACUUCACUUUCCCUCCUCCACUUCCUGUUUGGAAAGUUCCCACUGCCUUUGGGAAUUAACCAGUGAUGAAAUGACUGGAGACCGCACCCUGCUGGAAGAAGGCUGUGUAGGUGGAAAUGCGGAGAAGCAAAUGUCCACUCUGAGUAGAUCCACUGAGAGCUUUUACUCCUGUUAUACCUUCAGCACGGCAGACGGUGUAGUCAACAGCAGUACCAGCCCAACUUUCACAUCUGCCUGCUCCCAUACAAGCCAGGACUCCAGUCAGAGUCAUGAGCAUGGACGUGAUAUCUGUGACGUGACUGCGCUAAGUGAUGGCAGUUUUCUUACUGACAGCAGCAGCCACAGCAGUGAUAUUACUUACACAAGACCGACUGGCUGCAUGUUUCAGGCAGACUAUAGGCAGCAAGGAGUUGGGGCAAACAGUAGCCUACGUGCAGCUGGAGCAAUCAACGGUAAAGUGUUUCAAAUAGAACCAAGAGAUCGAAUGUGCAGUUCACCUCAGCAUGGCGUGAUAUCCAGCCAAGACUCAAAUAAAGAACUGCAGCAGGAAUGUGGAACCUUUACAGAGGAAGAGGAAGCAGGACAAACAACAGAUUCCAGCAUUAAUCCUUGUACUUACACAAAUUAUACAGAAGCUGUCUCAAUCUCAGGAAGCGUUGAUGAUGUCGUUGAGGAUGAGCUGCUCUAAGACCAAAGACGCUCACAAAUAUCAAGCACUGACCAUCUACUCCUCAGUAUCGGUCCAAAUACGAUGAAGAGGACUUUUCUCCGUCUGAUCUCAACUGCAGAAAUCCUCAUCGUGAAGCCUUACCUAUUCGAUGAGCGUGCAACAGUUCUUCCAGCCAUGUUCUCUUUGUUGUUGUUCAGUGAUGAAUUCUUAUCUUUUGCCGUUAUGUUUUUCUGUUCCGUACCCAAUGCUGCUUUUGCUCAAGUGCAUUGUUACUGUAUUUUGUGUUCAAGAAAUGAAGAGAGGAACAAGAACAGAAUGCCAGUAUUAUUAUUAUUAUUAUUACUAUUAUUACUAUUAUUGAAAAGCACUGUGAUAUGAGUGCAGAGCCAGAAGGCAGCUGGUUUUGUUGCUAAGAUCUAUUUUUUUUUCUCUACUUGUGUGUAUAUUUCAAGUGAUAUCCCCAAAUAUUGGGAGUCAGGAGUUGUUAUAUUUUGGAAAUUUAAAAUGCAGUAUUAUUGAAUGUGGUUCUCAGAUUAUGUUCGGUAGGAAAAAUGUGGCAUCUACUGUCUUGUGGCUGAAGACAGACGAAAGUUUUUCUUCAGAAGUGUAACAGAUUGCACUAUAUUAAAAUAAAGGAUUUAUUUUAUUUCA